UACAACUUCUUGUGAAAUCUAUACAGAGUCAUUAUUCUGGAAGAUUUUCUUUGAGUAGACAUGAAAGUUAUGGACUAUUUUUUUGUUUUCGUGUUAUCCUUAAGCUGUAUUGCAUAUGUUACCCAUGGGGAAGCUCCGUGUCCGGCAGCAUGGAUCCAUUUCCAGACAUCCUGUUAUGUAUUUGCCACCGGUUAUCCAGAAGACUGGACGGAAGCCGGGUCUUUCUGUAAUCGUAUGGGUGCAAAGCUUGCAGAAAUUGAGACUAGAGAAGAAAACAACUUCCUUCGAAUGCAUGCAAUUGACAAUUACCAGCAAGCUGGAGUGCAUUUUUGGAUUGGAGGCACAGAUGUUUUGGUCGAUGGUCAAUGGAUCUGGAUAACAUCCCAAAAAAGAAUAAGCUACGCAGAUUGGUAUCCUGGCGAACCUAACGGGGCGCUGCAUGAGAGUUUUGUUGUCACUGCGCUUGGAGGGACAUGCAACAAACCAUGGGUGAAUCACGGAGACUCCUGCUAUCUCUUUGUCACUCACCUUCAAGAAAACUGGAGUGAAGCCACGUCAAUGUGUACUGAACUCGGCGGAUAUCUGGUUGAGAUUGAGUCUGCACAAGAAGACAACUUUCUGAAAAAUUACGCUAUACAUCAGCUGCAGAUUCAACCCGGUGGUCAAUUUGGUAAUGGCAGCUUCUGGAUUGGGGGAACUGAUAUGCUGGUUGAAGGCAAUUGGUUCUGGCUCUCAACGAAACAACCGUUUGUAUAUACUGAUUGGUAUGCAACCAGUAAGGAGCCAAAUGGAGGAAUAAGGGAAAAUUGCGCACAUCUUGGAUCACAUGUCCAUUUUCACUGGAAUGAUGCAGAUUGCCACUUACUGUAUAAUUUUAUCUGUGAAUCAGAGUAG
Messenger RNA from Saccostrea cuccullata (small rock oyster), 894 nucleotides. Its product is annotated as secretory phospholipase A2 receptor-like. The record is from RefSeq and is a predicted model, not a curated record. Gene Ontology annotation, molecular function: carbohydrate binding. Gene Ontology annotation, cellular component: external side of plasma membrane. The transcript has 7 exons. Gene Ontology annotation, biological process: biological process involved in interspecies interaction between organisms. Bases 61 to 894 code for a protein of 277 amino acids. Lineage: Eukaryota; Metazoa; Mollusca; Bivalvia; Ostreida; Ostreidae.